AUGUCUGACACCGGCCGCAAGGAUUGGUCCACCAAGGCUAAGGAGGAGAUUACUCCCGAUUCCUCCAAGUCUACCCAGGACAAGAUCAAGGAGACUGUCACUGACACCUCCGACCGCAUUGCUCGAGGUGUCCAGCCCGAUGACAGCAAGAGCAAGCCUCAGGAGGCUUUCGACAAGACCCAGCGUACCCACGACAACGCUGCUCACGGCGGCGCCAGCAACUCUGUUGGUGACAAGGUCAAGAACGCCCUUGGUCUGGGAAAUUAG
Messenger RNA from Penicillium taxi, 267 nucleotides. Its product is annotated as heat shock 9/12 family protein. The coding region runs from base 1 to 267 and encodes 88 amino acids. The record is from RefSeq and is a predicted model, not a curated record. Lineage: Eukaryota; Fungi; Ascomycota; Eurotiomycetes; Eurotiales; Aspergillaceae. The transcript has 3 exons.